UUCAGAUGUAGAAAACGUGGAGGAGCGGCAGAGAUUUGAGAAGAUGGUGGGCGACCCUCUGCAGGCCGUGGACCCGGAGCAACAGGAGCUGUCAGGCAGGAGGAAAUACGCAUUAGUCAGAUCAAAGACCUUCGACCACUCUCUGCUGACUCAGGUCCAGACAGAAUCAGACCCGAAGAUCGAGAGGAAGAAGUCUCAUUACAGCCAGCUUUCGAAAAGCAAUUGCCAGUACCAUAAAAUAUUUAAGGAGAUCAGCAAAGAGGAACUGCUCAGACAGAGUUACACAUGUGCUCUGCAGAAAGACAUCCUCUACCAGGGACGGAUGUUUAUCUCUGACCAUUGGAUCUGCUUUCACUCCAAGGUGUUUGGCAAAGACACAAAGAUCGCCAUCCCAGUGAUGUCCGUCUCGUGCUUCAAGAAGACCAAGACGGCCAUCCUGCUGCCAAACGCGCUGGUGAUCGGCACCGCCAACGACAGGUACGUCUUCGUGUCCUUUCUGUCCAGAGACAACACCUACAAGUUCUUGAUGUCCAUUUGUUAUCAUCUGGAGGAGAAGAGUCCAUGCAGCAGCCCCGUCCCCUGCUCAGCUGAGAAUAGCUUCAGAGGUCAGAGGUCACCUCGGUCGCCUUGCUUCCCUAUGAGUUUUCCAGGUGAGUUCUGUGAUCUGGACGUAACAGUGAGACAGAGGAGGCAGGAGAUGGAGGAGAGCAGCAGCUCCGACUCUCAGUCCCCCGACUACGACAAGAGAGCAGGCUUCCCUGUUCCUCCGUUUCUGGAAGUGUUGAAGCGCACAGACAGUGCAGCUCCACCUGAACAUCCAGACCAUCAGCACAAAGUGAAGAGCCAGCACCACAGCAAGCAGAUCCCAGACAACUCGCAGCAUGCUCCACACAUCAAUG
Notothenia coriiceps (black rockcod) is the source of this 899-nucleotide messenger RNA. RefSeq names its product GRAM domain-containing protein 3-like. The annotation marks the transcript as partial. Lineage: Eukaryota; Metazoa; Chordata; Actinopteri; Perciformes; Nototheniidae. Gene Ontology annotation, cellular component: cytoplasmic microtubule. The record is from RefSeq and is a predicted model, not a curated record. The transcript is spliced from 9 exons.